Messenger RNA from Solea senegalensis (Senegalese sole), 3763 nucleotides. RefSeq names its product DEAH-box helicase 35 (gene dhx35). Gene Ontology annotation, cellular component: intracellular anatomical structure; catalytic step 2 spliceosome. The transcript is spliced from 21 exons. The record is from RefSeq and is a predicted model, not a curated record. Gene Ontology annotation, molecular function: ATP binding; RNA binding. The coding region runs from base 18 to 2117 and encodes 699 amino acids. Lineage: Eukaryota; Metazoa; Chordata; Actinopteri; Pleuronectiformes; Soleidae.
GUGACGUAAAGGGCAAGAUGGCGGCUCCCCUCUCCACGAUGAAAUUCUGGAAGCCGGGGGCUGAGGCUCCGGGGAUUUCAGAGGAGCGGGAGCUCAACACAGAGACUACCGGCUCUCCCAUCUUCUUCAACCCGCACACAGCGCUGUCUAUAGAGAAGCAGCGACAGAAACUGCCAGUGUUCAAGCACAGAAACAACAUCUUGUACUUGGUGGAGAGCUACCAGACUGUCAUCAUAGUCGGUGAGACAGGAUGUGGGAAGACAACGCAGAUACCUCAGUACCUUCUGGAAGCCGGCUGGGCAGCUGAGGGGAAGGUGAUCGGAGUGACACAGCCCCGACGUGUGGCUGCUAUCUCUGUUGCUAACCGUGUCGCAGAGGAGCGCGGAGCCCUACUGGGUCAUGAAGUGGGCUACACCAUCCGAUUUGAUGACUGCUCUGACCCUCACGCCACAAGGAUCAAGUUCCUUACAGAUGGAAUACUGGUGCGAGAGAUGAUGGCUGAUCCUCUCCUGAAGAAAUACAGUGUGUUGAUACUGGACGAAGCUCAUGAGCGAACCCUGUAUACAGAUAUAGCGAUUGGUCUCCUGAAGAAGAUUCAGAAGAAGAGACGUGACCUCCGGCUGAUUGUGGCCUCUGCUACCCUGGAAGCCAAGAAAUUCCACGACUUCUUCAACCUGAAUGAGUCUGGGGAUCCUAACAAAGACACGUGUGGUAUUUUGACGGUGGAGGGACGCACCUUUCCAGUGGACAUCUUCUACACUGUCAGCCCUGUCCCAGACUAUGUGAAGGCCACAGUGGAGACCGUGAUGAAGAUCCAUGAGACAGAGGAGGACGGUGAUGUCCUGGCGUUUCUUACAGGACAGGAAGAGGUGGAGAAGGUGGUGUCACUCCUGCAGGAACAGGCAAGGUCUCUGUCACGAUACGGCAUGAAGAAACAUCUGAGAAUUUUGCCCAUGUAUUCUGGACUACCGUAUGCUGAGCAGAUGAAGGUCUUUGAGAGGGUGCCGUCCUCUGUUCGCAAGGUGGUGGUGGCUACAAACAUAGCGGAGACCUCCAUCACUAUAAACGGAAUUGUAUUUGUCAUCGACUGUGCAUUUGUAAAGCUGCGAGCAUACAAUCCGUCCACUGCCAUCGAAUCCCUGGUGGUCACCCCCAUCUCUAAAGCUUCAGCCAGUCAGAGGGCUGGACGAGCCGGACGUAACCGUCCCGGGAAAUGCUUCAGACUUUACACAGAGGAGGACUUUGAAAAACUGCCUGUCGCCACCGUGCCGGAGAUGCAGCGCACCAAUUUGGCCCCUGUUAUCCUGCAGCUCAAAGCGUUAGGCAUCGACAACGUGCUGCGCUUCUGCUUCCUCUCUCCUCCUCCAGCUCAGACUAUGGUUCAGGCUCUGGAGCUGCUUUAUGCCCUGGGAGGUCUGGACCAUUACGGCCGUUUGACUGAUCCGAUGGGCAUGCGCAUGGCGGAGUUCCCACUCAGCCCCAUGUUUGCCAAGAUGCUCCUGGAGUCGGGAAACUUCGGCUGCUCCAAAGAGAUCGUUACCAUAGCAGCGAUGAUGCAAAUCCAGAAUAUAUUUGUUGCGCCGGCCAAUCAGAAGAAAGCUGCCGCCAGAGAGCACAGGAAGUUUGCAGUCGCUGAGGGAGACCACCUCACCAUGCUGAACGUCUAUGAAGCAUUUAUCAAGCACCAGAAGAGCUCCCAGUGGUGCCAGGAACAUUUCCUCAAUUACAAGGGUCUGCUGCGCUCCGUGACUGUACGAGAGCAGCUCCGACGUCUCAUGAACAAGUUUAAGGUGCCGCGGACUUCAAGUGAAGGUGACCCUGAUGUGAUCCUGAAGUGCAUCGUAUCUGGGUUUUUUGCCAAUGCCGCUCGCAUUCACCACUCUGGAUCUUACAGGACUUUACGAGACGACCGCGAGCUUCACAUCCACCCCAACUCUGUGCUUUUUGGAGAGAAACCUCCAAAAUGGGUCGUCUAUAAUGAAGUGGUGCAGACAUCAAAAUACUACAUGCGUGAUGUGACCGCUGUUGAGUCGUCGUGGUUGGUGGAGUUGGCUCCUCACUUUUACAAGCAGGCGAAGCACGGUUCACUUGCCAGCAAGAGAUCCCGGGUCCUGUAAAUGUCAUCACCACAGCAAGACUCAUUGAACUAAACGGGGAAAAUCUCUCUCAAAUAGCCACUGUGCCCGUCUCCAUCUCACUGUAUAUAAAGAUGUAAAAUAUUUAUUUUCCAUAAACGUUCACCUGCACAAGUCCGUCCCCCCUUCCCCCUUCCCCCACUCCCCCACACUUUGUGGCCAUGCUAGAAUAGGACCACGCAGAUCUAUUUUUUAGUACUGACCUUAACACAUGUUUCCUUUGAAAGUGUUUCUUUUUGGCAAAGAUGUGUAGUUUCUAUUUGAGAGUAAAUGAUGACGACUGUGCGCUGAGUCCAGGCUUUUCAUUCGAGCAUGGUCAUGGGGUUCAUUCAUGAACAUUCUUGUACAUAGUCGGAGUGUCCUGAGGUCCAGGGAGCCACUCCUGUGCCAUACUUGGUUUCUAGGCUUCGUUAUUUUUUUUAAACUACCGAUUUCAUUUUUCCGUGGUGGAAAGUAAGUUGGAAAAAGGAUGUUUCCCAGUGAGGGUCUGAUGACGAUGAUUUAGGUUUUUUCUUUUGUUGUUUUGCGCACACACAUACAUUAUUUUUAUAACGAGUGACGACAGAGGUAGUCCUAGACUCUUGGGGGGCCACGGGCAGAGAAGGUGAUUAGGGCCCUAGUGUCAUGGCUGUGUUUCCAUUUCGGUGCCCAUGUUAGCAAAACGGGUGUUCACACUGUAUGAGUCACACACGCGCACGUCUCUCUCUCAGUUCCCAGCCAAAUUUGUCAUAAAAUGUCAAGGAUGUCGACACGGUAGCACAAAGCGUGACAUAAAAUCUUUCCUUUUACACUAACUUUAGUGUCUAGACUAAAUCUGAAUAAAUGAAAAACUAAUAUGUUGUUAAAACUAGGGAUGCUAGGGAUAUUUUUGGACUGCAGAGGGCUGCGGCCUGGUAGUGAAAUCUGACACCCGAGUGAGAUGACCCUCACAAUCACCCACAGAGAGAAAGGUGACGAAGCCACACCUCAGGUGUUUAUAAAAGGGGGAGGAGUCUGGGACAACAAGCUUCAGGGGGUGACCAAAGUGUAGUACCAGUGAUGCGAGCGUGGACUAAGAAAGCCAAUGGCAAAAUUUGAAUGCAGUAGCUGGUGUUUGACCAGAGAGGGCAGUAGAUACAUGUUUUUUUCUUUUUAAAUUUCAAUACUUUACAUAAUAAACUGUGAAGAUUUGCACCAGGAUAGAUAAAACUCUGGGAAAAUUAGUGCAGGUCAUUUUUUAAAUUUUUUUUAAUCUUUGUUUUGAGUUGAAGUUUUUAAUACAUACAACAUUCAUUAAUUUAGUGGAGUUGCAGCAACUUCUUCUUUCACAACUUCUUCCAGCAUUUUUAAGGGCUGUUACACCGUUAAGGUUCAUUUUGGUUAAUUUGGAAAACUUCUUAAGAGGGGAAAAAUAAAAUCGUACAGUGAAAGUUUCCAUGUGGAUACGCCCUCAGUUGCUGCAUGUGAACGGUCCCUUAAUUUGCUCUUUUGUUUUGAAUAAGUUCACUGUGAUUAUUCAGUUUUAAACUCUUUGUUUUGUGCAGAAUGUAUAUAUAUUUUCAGAUAUGGACAGAAGGAAGUGCUUUUUCUUAUUUUUUCCAGUCAGAUCUUUCACGAUACUAAUCAUAAUAAUGAUGAUGAUGAUGAUA